Messenger RNA from Pseudomyrmex gracilis, 1454 nucleotides. RefSeq names its product alpha-tocopherol transfer protein-like. Gene Ontology annotation, cellular component: membrane. The transcript has 6 exons. Bases 228 to 1151 code for a protein of 307 amino acids. Gene Ontology annotation, molecular function: phosphatidylinositol bisphosphate binding. NCBI's taxonomy places the organism in Eukaryota, Metazoa, Arthropoda, Insecta, Hymenoptera, Formicidae. The record is from RefSeq and is a predicted model, not a curated record.
UGCAGUCUCUUCUGAGGUCGCUGGCUCCGUUUAUUUCUCUUUUCGCAACAAUCCGAAAGUCGCCGUCGUCGCGAUCGCGUCGCACAUCGUGUCUCUGAUAUACGUGGAUAUUGCCUGAUUAUUAGUUAAGUAAGAUAACCGUGAAAUCUCUUCCGAGACAUACAUCCACCGUGCGUGUUUCCCUCUUUUGAUUUUGUGUGAGAAAAUCUUGCGUAUUUUGCAGAAAGAUGUUGCUGAUACAACCUUCGGGAGAAAUAUCAAAGCAGAUUCAGGUGGAGCUGAAUGAAAAUCCAGCGACUCGUGACAAGGAUCUCGAAGCGAUCAAAGAGUGGUUCGCUAAACAACCUCACUUGCCACAAACCUUUGACGACGACCAAAUAAUAAUGACGUUCUUGCGCGGCUGCAAAUUCUCCUUGGAGAAGUGCAAACAGAAGCUGGACAUGUACUUCACGAUGCGCGCGGCGAUUCCCGAGUUCUUUUCCAAGCGCGACGUUACAUCGCCAAUAUUGAAAGAAAUAGCGGAUCAUGUACAUAUACCCCCGCUGCCGGGACUGACGAAAAACGGACGGCGGGUCAUCGUGAUGCGAACGGAUCACAAACAUUUCCCGACUCCGCCUAUCGCGGAAGCUAUGAAGCUGGUGCUGAUGAUCGGCGACGUGCGUCUGAAGGAGGAGAAGAUCGGCGUGGCCGGGGACGUUUACAUUCUCGACGCUUCCGCGGCAACGCCCGCACACUUCGCCAAAUUCACGCCGGCCAUUGUGAAAAAGUUUCUGGUCUGCGUGCAGGAUGCGUAUCCGGUCAAGCUGAAGGAAGUGCACGUGGUCAAUGUCACUCCGUUUAUCGAUACGAUCGUCAAUUUUGUCAAGCCGUUCCUCAAGGAGAAGAUAAGAAACCGGAUCUUCUUUCAUACCGAUUACAAGACGCUUUACAAUUACAUACCAAAGGAGAUAUUGCCGACCGAGUACGGCGGAGACGCCGGACCUAUCCAGGAUAUACAUGAUAACUGGAUGAAAAAAUUGGAGGAAUACGGGCCGUGGUUCGCGCAGCAAGACGAGUUGAAGGCUAACGAGGCCUUGCGGCCAGGUAAACCAAAAACGCACGACGAUCUGUUCGGUCUCGAUGGAUCUUUCCGGCAGCUUACGAUUGAUUGAUUUUGAUAUAAAAGUCUACCGAGACUUUAUUAGUUUUCAUUCCGCUUUGUAACUGCGCAGCCGUAAAUCUGUUUGUUGUUUACACUUUUUUUGCACUCCCUUUCGUUUUUUUUUGUUUUUUUACAAAAGUAUGAAAAGUGUGAGCAACGCAGAAGAUAUUUCUCUAUUAGUUCUCAUAACGAUCAAUGUCACUACUCCGAAGUCGAACUUGACAAUUGGGCGCUGAAAAAGUCAAUUUUUAAAAAAUGUUGUUUAAUUACACAUGUGCAAUAUAUUUAAUAUUAUAUUGAUUAUAUAAUUAAU